This is a messenger RNA of Carassius gibelio (silver crucian carp), 3316 nucleotides long. RefSeq names its product protein Mdm4. Bases 182 to 1678 code for a protein of 498 amino acids. Gene Ontology annotation, biological process: negative regulation of apoptotic process; protein ubiquitination; regulation of cell cycle. Gene Ontology annotation, cellular component: nucleus. Gene Ontology annotation, molecular function: ubiquitin-protein transferase activity. NCBI's taxonomy places the organism in Eukaryota, Metazoa, Chordata, Actinopteri, Cypriniformes, Cyprinidae. The transcript has 11 exons. The record is from RefSeq and is a predicted model, not a curated record.
ACAAAAAAAGAGAACUGCGUAAGAUCUGGCAACACCGAUGACGACAUAUACCACGUCAACUUCAACUGACUGCAACUGUUCAAAAAACCCACACACCUCUCCCUUUCUUUACGCAAAUUUCGAUUCGUUAAUAACUGGAAACCAUGUAAUCGUUCACAGAUAACACGUUCUUAAGUCAAUCAUGACCUCAUUGUCAUCAUCAUCAUCUCAGUUAACGGGGUCAAGCUCUUCAUGCAGGACUCUUCCAGGGGAAGGGGCCCAGGUCCACCCCAGAGCUCCUCUGCUGCAGAUCCUGAGAGUAGCAGGUGCUCAGGAGGAAGUGUUUACCCUGAAGGAGGUCAUGCACUACCUGGGGCAGUACAUCAUGAUGAAGGAGCUGUAUGACAAACAGAGACAGCACAUUGUCCACUGUCAAGAUGACCCACUUGGAGAGCUACUGGAAGUGGGGAGCUUUUCUGUUAAGAACCCCAGCCCUGUGUAUGAGAUGUUGAAGAAGAAUUUGUUUAUUUUGAAUAAUUCGGAUGCAGCAAAGAAUCUUUCAGUCGGCAAGGAUUCUAAUGAGUCUCCAAGUGAAGAUCCUGGUCAGGUUUCCAGUGGGUUGAUCAGCUCUGGACAGGCUCUCAUUGCUGGUAGUUCCAGCACUGGUGCAACACAGAGCUGCUCGCAACGCAGGCCACGCGAUCCUGAUGAAGACUCCUCAGACGGCUUGCCUAGGUCUGCUUGUAAACGGCCAAAACUGGAUGUUACUCUAGAAGAGUGGGACCUUUCUGGGUUGCCCUGGUGGUUUCUUGGUAACCUGCGAAGUAAUUACACUCGCCGGAGCAACGGUUCAACGGAUAUUCACACCAAUCAACUCUCUCCCGGACAGGACGAGGACACGGCCAUUGUUUCUGACACCACAGAUGAUCUUUGGUUCCUGAAUGAGGCAGAGAGCGAGCAAGUGAGUGUGGAGAUGAAGGAGGCAGUGCUGGAGCAGGGUAGUGACGCGGAGUCCCCACAUGAAGAAGAGGAGACUGGGAAAGAUGGUAAAGAUGACAGAAAGAUGCAAGAUCGGGAUGAUGACUCUCAGUGUUUAAGUGAUGACACUGAUACAGAGAUCUCCACACAGGAUGCGUGGCAGUGUUCAGAGUGCCGCAAAUUUAACACCCCUCUUCAAAGGUACUGUAUGCGCUGUUGGGCUCUGCGGAAAGACUGGUACAAGGAUUGUCCUCGUCUUGUGCACUCAAUCUCCGUGCCAGACAUCCCCGCCUGCAGUUCACGUCCCGAGAGGGAUGAAGACGAGGAGGAUGAUGAUGGAAUCGACAUGCCUGACUGCCUUAGGACUGUGUCUGACCCCGUCGUCCUCCCCUCACACCACGUCACGAGAAACAUCCCCACAUCAUCCACCUCAUCGUCUAAAGGAAAGGGUCCCUCCCGGGUUCACCAGCACCACUCACAGGAGAGCUCAGAGGGAGACAGCCAGGACACGCUGGACAUGGAGACAGAAUGCCAACCAGAGGCCAUACUGGAACCCUGCAAGCUGUGCCGAGUGCGGCCGCGGAAUGGCAACAUCAUCCACGGCCGCACCGCGCACUUGAUCACCUGUUUCCCCUGUGCCCGCAGGCUGCACAAAUUUCAUGCUCCUUGCCCAGGCUGUGGCCAGGUUAUACAGAAGGUCAUUAAAACCUUCAUAGCAUAACCGAAACAUAAAGGCACGCAUGUAUUAUAAAGGCACACUCACAUACUAAUAAUAAAUGUUCCCUUAUAUGGAAGAAGGCAGGGUGACUGACAAACCAUUUCUGGGCUAAAACGAAUGCACGGUGUAUCAGUGUAAUAGUGCAGUGUAUCUAUUAUGAUGAUUAAUGUUGUAUAGUACAAAUCAAGUAUAUAUAAUGUACAGAAUGUAAUUUAAAGAAACUGACCUCGUAUUGUUGGUUCGCCAUUGUUUUGUUAGCUUAACAAAACGUGAUCUCUUGCAUCUGCUUAGCAUCUGUAAGGUGAAAGAGAGGGGUACAUGCCUUGAUUUGCUACUGAGAGUAGGAAGUUGUGAAUCAAGGGUCAAAAAUAUGAAUAGACCCUUAAGAAAUGCAUGGCUUCAGUAUUUGUGCCUGCAUGAACCAUUCAAAUCUUAGUUUUUACUACUUUAAACAGACCAGACAGUGUGCUAUUAGUGCUUUCAAUGUACUUGACAACUUUUUUUUUUUUUUGUAAGAAGUAUAGAAUGUCAUUUUACAUUUUUCCCUCUUGCAGAUUUCAGGCACUUAAAGACUAAAGCUCUAGGAGUCAUUCCUGCGUGAUAUUUCGUACGCAUGGUAAAGAGUUUUCCUUUAGACAGUUGCUUUAAGCAGAUGAUAUGGGAAUAUUUAUUUAUUUAUAAACUUAGUUUUGGUUGAUGAGAUCAAAUGGGAUGACCAGUCACAUGUCAUUCCUGUGCUAUAGUGUGAGAUCCAAUUGUAUUACAAAUGUAAAGUAUUAAACUUUUCAUAUAUGGGAGCUACAAUAGAAAAGAGUAGUUGUGCCAAUGGCCAUGGUUUUCACUUCCAACUCUUUCUUUGGUUGCUGAAGAUGCUCAGUUCUUUCCUUCCAUUGUUUGUUUUUCUAUACCUGAACAGAUUUUGUGUAUUAUUUGAGGACAGUUGUGCUCUGUCUGUUCAGGAUUUUGCCUCUCAUCCACACAUGUGCCUGUUUUAUGAAGGUUAAGGAACUGCUAGGUUAAGUGGCAUUUAUUGAAAGGUAUUUUUAAAAAAGUCUACCAUACUACCAUAUUUUUUUUAUUUCAAAAUGGUCAUCUGUGUUUUUGGCUGCGUUAAGUAAAAUUCACCAAAGUUGUAUGGGAUUUUAGGGGUUUUUUGUCCUCUGCUUUUCUUAGCACUGUGUUGUUUCCCAUAACAAAGUGGAUUCGGUCUCUGUUGUGUAUUAAGCAAAGCAAUUGUAGACUAUUUGGAAAGAAAAUCUAUUGUCCUCAGCCAUUAGAUGUGGAAAGAGCUUUCAAACACAGUAAACAAAAAGGACUAGCUUUGCUUUUUUUUCUAAUAAUUGAUAUUAUUUAACAUUUUGAGGAUGUCAAUCUAAAUUUAGCUUGAAUUUUUGUGUGUGGUACAAACACUGCUGUUUCACUGCCAUUAUAUGCCUCACAGAACAAAUUCAUCCUAAGCCAGUGCAAUUAUAAAAUGAAGUCUAUUUGGUGGGUUUUGUUUGUUUGCUUUUUUAUCCAAACCUGGUUUCUGUUCAGAUUAAUCUGAACAGUUGUUGUUGUUGUUGUUUUUUUUUUGUUUUUUUUUUUACUGUAAAAUAAGUAAUGUAAUCAAUGGGAAUAAAUGCUGUUUGUUCAGUUUUA